Messenger RNA from Polistes dominula (European paper wasp), 571 nucleotides. RefSeq names its product transcription factor B5 (gene Tfb5). Gene Ontology annotation, biological process: nucleotide-excision repair, preincision complex assembly; transcription by RNA polymerase II; nucleotide-excision repair. The record is from RefSeq and is a predicted model, not a curated record. Gene Ontology annotation, cellular component: transcription factor TFIIH core complex; transcription factor TFIIH holo complex. NCBI's taxonomy places the organism in Eukaryota, Metazoa, Arthropoda, Insecta, Hymenoptera, Vespidae.
AGAAAAAUUUUAUUAUUUUUUAUACUAAUCUGGAACAUUUCGGACUAAACAUUUUUACCCUUAUGAUUUUAUAAAAGCUCACGCGUGUCGAUUGAAUUUAAGUCAGUUUAUAUUUGGCGGGCAUCAAAUCCACUAAGAUAAGAUGGCGUUGAUGUCGUCUAAUUUCAGAUUAAUAGAAAUCAUCAAUAGUGUUGUAUAUCUCAUGAUAUUCUAGUACAAAAAAAAAAUAUUGAAAUGUGGUGUUUGUUGUUUAUACGUGAUACGUGAUAUACAAGAAACCUAAUUUUUGUUUAAUUACGACGUGAUAAUUAAAAAUAUUAAGAAAUGGUAAAUGUUUUGAAAGGAAUUCUUGUAGAAUGUGAUGCAGCUAUGAAACAAUUUCUUUUACAUUUGGAUGAAACCCUCGCUCUGGGAAGAAAGUUUAUUAUACAAGAUCUGGAUGAAAGGCAUUUAUUUAUUUCUGUUGACAUUUUAGAGACAUUACAAGCCAAAGUGGAUGAUCUUAUGGAUCAAAUAUCAUUUCCAUUAGCUGAAAAAGGAAUAUAAAUAAUAAUAUAAAUUAAAAAAAAAA